CGAAAUCGACCCCAAUUUUUAUUACAUUUUCUGAUACAUAUUGAUGUCCUUAUGCUGUGUAGAAAGUUUGAACCGAUUCUGAGCUCAAGUUUUUGAGCUAUGGCCAUUUUAAUAAUAACCCUUUUCUUUCAGGAAGAAGUUCCUUUAUACAGAUCACUAGAGAAGACAAUUGAAAUAAUGACGGAAUGUUCUCAGACCCAGUACGAUAUACAAAAGACAAUCAGCGAUACGUCUCCCAUUUAUGGGCGUGGCUUCAGAGACCUACACACCCACUUGGAGCUCCUGAGAGAUGAAUAUACUAACAAGAGAAAGAAAUGGAUUGACAUCUUAAACACUAAUGGACGUUCUUGGAGAGAUUUAGGUCUCCCUGUAUCUACUGAAGCAUUGGCAGGGGGCGGGGCCUAUCUCUCAUUGAUAAUAUCCAAAUAUGUACAGCUGGUAAUGGAGGAGAGUGGGAAAGUGGAAGGACUAAUGAUGACUCUUAAAACUAACAGGAUUUCAAAACUAAAGGAGAGGUUCAAAGAGGCUCUUAAACUAUUAUUGGAAUGCUCCUCCUCUUCCCUCCCUCCUCAGUGUCCCCAGUGUACUGAACACUGCACUCACUGUAUGAGAGGGUUACUGAAGCAGUCUGUCACUAUUAGUACCAGUUAUACAUUAAUAUCAUUAAAGGAGUAUAAUGGAUAUAUACACUCAGCCAGCAGACAGAUUGUCUGUGAGCAUUUUGAAGGUAUUCUUAAAAUAACGUCAAUUUUAAAGUCCCUCGUUAAAAGGUCUAAUUCAACUCGUCACAGUAGAUCAUCAG
Molecule: messenger RNA, 802 nt
Organism: Amphimedon queenslandica
Lineage: Eukaryota; Metazoa; Porifera; Demospongiae; Haplosclerida; Niphatidae
Exons: 4
Source: RefSeq, a predicted model, not a curated record